AUGGAUAGAAGUCUGAGAGGAAGAGUUUGUGUGAGAGGAGGUCGAGGUGGUCAGCGAAGACAAAGAACAGUAAUAUCUGAUGAAAUCAGAGCUACUGUGAUUGACCAUGUACUUGUCCAUGGUAUGAGCAUGAGGGAGGCUGGACAAAGGGUACAACCAAACAUCAGUAGAUUCACUGUGUCCACCAUAAUCCGAAGAUUUAGAGAAGAGAACAGAAUUGAAAGACUGCCACAUGGGGGUGGGAGGACAGGUAUGUUCUCCCCACACCAAGAGACCCUAAUUGUUGAUAUGGUCCGUGAGAACAAUGCCAUUAAACUGAGUGAAAUUCAGCAGAUCAUUGAGGACCAUGUAAAUUUUGAGGGUAUCAACAGUGUCAGCCUCUCUACUGUUGAUCGUGUCCUCAAGCGCAACAGACUGCGCAUGAAACAGCUAUACAGAGUGCCCUUUGAUCGCAACUCAGACAGAGUCAAAGAGCAAAGAUUCCAGUAUGUACAGAGGGUUCUUCAACUGGAUGCAAUGGAAAGACCCCAUGAAUACGUUUUAUCAAUCUUUGCCUUCCACCGUGUGGAGGCAUGCCAAGCCUGGAUACGGCAUGCCAGGGGUUUUUUCCCCAGUUGCCUGGCCAGACAAAAUGUGGCCUGUGAUGUGGAUGAAGUCCUGUGGCCUGACCCAGUACAGAGACAUGAUGCUGUGGCUGAGUGA
Tachysurus vachellii is the source of this 702-nucleotide messenger RNA. RefSeq lists its product as uncharacterized. Bases 1 to 702 code for a protein of 233 amino acids. The record is from RefSeq and is a predicted model, not a curated record. The transcript has 4 exons. NCBI's taxonomy places the organism in Eukaryota, Metazoa, Chordata, Actinopteri, Siluriformes, Bagridae.